GCUGCGGUUUCUCCCUUUCUUCCCUAUCCCUGCUGCUCCGCCGCCACGAGAGAGGAGAGAGAGGGAAAGGGAGAACCGGAGAGAUGAGCUUGCAGAUUCCGGCGAGAUGCGGCGGCCUCUGGCGCCUCCUAGGAGGGGCGGGCAGGCGCUACUCGACUGGAGACCGCCGACGCAGGGUGAUCCGCGAGGCGCGGCAGGAGGAGGAGGACGAGGCCUUCCUCCGCACCCUCAACUUCGGUGCCGACCCCGAGAACAACCCCCCGCCCCCGCCGCCUGGGCGUGCUGGAGGUGCCCCUGACUCUUCCUCCCCCCACGCUGCGUUCCCCACCGACAUCCUCCGACGCGCCGCCGGGAAACAGCAGCAGCAGCAGCAGGAGCUGCCCGAAGGGAUUGCUCAGAAACCCAUCGGGCAGUCCCUGAUGGAGAAGCUUAAGCUGGGCGAUGCAGCCGCCACCUCCGCCGCGGGAAACAGCGGCGAGCGGCCGCAGCCUGAGCGCGAGCCGACGAAGCCGACGCCUGAGCACGAGCCGGCGCAGCCCGAGGACGUGGAUGAGAUCUUCAGGAAGAUGAAGGAGACUGGGCUGAUCCCGAACGCCGUCGCCAUGCUCGACGGCCUAUGCAAGAGCGGGCUGGUGCAGGAGGCCAUGAAGCUGUUCGGCCUUAUGCGAGAGAAGGGUUCCAUCCCUGAGGUUGUCGUCUACACCGCUGUUGUUGAGGCUUUCUGCAAGGCGGGCAAGCUUGACGACGCCGUGAGGAUCUUCAGGAAAAUGCAGGGGAAUGGGGUUAUUCCGAAUGCCUUCAGCUACUGGUUGCUAAUACAGGGGCUGUGCAAGGGCGGUAGGCUGGAUGAUGCAGUUGAGUUCUGUGUGGCGAUGUUUGAGGCGGGGCAUUCGCCGAAUGCCAUGACCUUUGUGGGCUUGGUUGAUGGGGUAUGCAAGGCUAAGGGGGUGGAGGAGGCUGAGAAGCUUGUGAGGAGCUUCCAGGACAGGAACUUUGCUAUUGAUGAGAAGUCCAUCAGGGAGCACCUGGACAAAAAAGGUCCAUUCUCGCCGGUUAUUUGGGAGGUGAUCUUUGGAAAGAAGAAAUCUGGCCGACCAUUUUGAGCUUUGCCAAAAGUAGUAUGUGCACAUUCUCAUCAUUUUUGUGUACCUAUUGCCAGCAAUAGUUUUUUGAGGGUUAGUGUGCUUCUCUGGUUACAUUGAAAUGGUUAGCAUGUUGUUCUAUGUAACAUUCACCACUUUGUGAUCUCCAACUCUGCCCUUUUGUUUACAUGAUCACCAUUUACUAAAACUCAUGCAUAAAUACACACUUGCUUUCUGUGAACUGGUUUGUCAUCUUUUAGUUAAUACAAGCCAGACAGUUGCUAUUUGAGGUAUGGAGC
Oryza brachyantha (malo sina) is the source of this 1381-nucleotide messenger RNA. RefSeq names its product pentatricopeptide repeat-containing protein At4g38150. The record is from RefSeq and is a predicted model, not a curated record. Gene Ontology annotation, molecular function: protein binding. The transcript has a single exon. NCBI's taxonomy places the organism in Eukaryota, Viridiplantae, Streptophyta, Magnoliopsida, Poales, Poaceae. Bases 84 to 1103 code for a protein of 339 amino acids.